Exophiala mesophila is the source of this 2092-nucleotide messenger RNA. RefSeq lists its product as uncharacterized. The record is from RefSeq and is a predicted model, not a curated record. Gene Ontology annotation, molecular function: porphobilinogen synthase activity; zinc ion binding. Bases 562 to 1725 code for a protein of 387 amino acids. NCBI's taxonomy places the organism in Eukaryota, Fungi, Ascomycota, Eurotiomycetes, Chaetothyriales, Herpotrichiellaceae. The transcript has 2 exons. Gene Ontology annotation, biological process: heme biosynthetic process. Gene Ontology annotation, cellular component: cytosol.
GCCUUCAGGAAUUCUAGGCGUCCUCCCGGCGUAUUCGGCCCCUCGCUUAUAUCUUUUAGGCAUGUCCAACGCCCAGGAACAACAAUUCUUUGCCCCUCCGGCUGCGACUUCGGGGUUCUGACAUGCCCAUGACACCCUAGACCCUUGCCUCUUGGACGAAUCAAAUCCUCUCCAAUUCAUUUUCUCCCCCCGGCCAAGUUCCAAAGCCCACGAGAAGCCAACCACAUCCACUCCAUUUUCUUUCCGCUGACCACACCGAGGCUCCGAGUUCGAGGUCGAGGUCGAGGUCGAGCCUUUGCCUUUUGUGGACCCAGGGUUUAAUCGUUUCAUCUUUCUUUUGCCGCUUUUCCUCACCGUUGUCGUCGUCGUUUCCGGUAGUCGGUUGUCAGUCGUUGUUGUCAUCACACCUGCGCCGAGUCGUCCUGAUUGAUGAACUGAGACAACUCUCGCUCUUCAACCCUUUUUUCCCUCUCCAGCUCGAGCUAUACUCGACGGACAUACAGCUUCAGAAAAAAAAAAUCUAUCCAUAGCUCCCCGACCCUCUCCACCCUCGGCAUCAGCAUGUCAUUCUCCUCUCUGGUCCAGGACAUCGCAUUCCGCGAUCAGUCCUUCCAGAACCCUCGUGCCAGCGCAAGCACCAUCAAUAGCACCAACACAGACAACCAGUCAACCAUUUCAAGGCCGUCAGUCGCCAGAUCAUAUACCUCUACCGCCGCCACCAGUGUCAGCAUCGCCGGUGACAUUUCCAGUCAAUUACAUGCCGGAUACAGCCACCCACUGUCGCGAGCAUGGCAAGCAGAAAGACAAUUGACAAAGUCUAUGCUCAUCUACCCGCUCUUCAUCACCGACAACCCCGAUGAAAUAACCCCCAUCCCCUCCCUCCCCAACCAAUCUCGCCUGGGGCUCAAUAAACUCAUCCCCUUCAUCACGCCUCUUGUACAAAAAGGUCUCCGAUCCGUCAUCCUCUUCGGCGUUCCUCUCGCUCCAUCCGCCAAAGACGCACUCGGCACUGCGGCCGACGAUCCAGAAGGCCCCGUCAUCCAAGCCAUCCAGAUCCUUCGCCGCCAAUUCCCCUCUUUAUUCAUCGUCGCCGACGUCUGUCUCUGCGAAUACACCUCUCACGGCCACUGUGGAAUCCUCCGCGAGGACGGCAGUCUCAACAACGCCAUGUCCGUGGAACGAAUCAGCGAUGUCGCCAUGGCAUACGCACAAGCCGGCGCUCAUUGCGUCGCCCCCUCGGACAUGAACGACGGACGCAUCCGCGCCAUUAAAUUAAAACUCAUCGAAGCCGGUCUCUCCCACCAAGUCAACCUCAUGAGCUACGCGGCGAAAUUCUCCGGUUGUUUAUACGGUCCAUUCCGUGACGCGGCGGGUUCGUGUCCUAGUUUCGGAGAUCGGAAAUGUUAUCAAUUACCGCCCGGUGGAAGAGGUCUGGCUCGUCGUGCGAUUGUCAGGGAUAUCAAUGAAGGCGCGGACAUCAUCAUGGUGAAGCCCGCGAGUUCGUAUCUCGAUAUCAUCAGUGAUGCAAAGGAGAUUGCAAAGGAUAUGCCGAUUGCGGCGUAUCAGGUUUCGGGUGAGUAUGCGAUGAUUCAUGCGGGUGCCAAAGCAGGGGUUUUUGAUUUGAAGACCAUGGCUUUUGAAAGUACAGAGGGUAUUCUUCGUGCUGGAGCCGGGAUUGUGGUUAGUUAUUUCACCCCCGAGUUUUUGGAUUGGUUGAGCGCAUGAGUCAUGAAUACGAGUGCAUGAGUGGAGAGGAGAGGUUUGAGAUGAGAUGAGAUGAUGGAUAUGAUGGGGCAUGCAUGAAUGGAUGGAUGGAAUGAAAACGGUGUAGAUAUGAUGUCUCGUUCGAGGAAGAGAAAGAAAGAUCACGGGAGCAAAUGAGAGAUAUCAUAGUGUUGUUGAUGAUCUUUAUUCUCAGGAAUAUCAUCAACGUCAUCAAUAUCGAGGCCCCUAUGCUAUGGCAUCCCAUCUCAUAUCAUGUCAAGUCACGUCGAGCCAUGUCUGGCUGGCUACAUCAAAAAGAAUACCAUGUCAAGCGACCUUUUUUAUAUCUGAAAUACCCAAAUCACAAUCAUUACGGCAUUCUUCAACA